Messenger RNA from Oikopleura dioica, 1512 nucleotides. The record is from the annotation of a GenBank genome assembly. Lineage: Eukaryota; Metazoa; Chordata; Appendicularia; Copelata; Oikopleuridae.
AUGAUUUCUGUCUUACUUUUUAUUUUUUUCUCGGUAAACGCAGUUAUUGAGAUCAACAAUGAGAAUGUAGUGAACACUAUUGGAGUCGAUCAUCCAUUUGUUUGUUUUACUCUUGACUGGUGGCCAGAUACAAAGGUUUCUUUCGGGAAUGCAUCCUGGAUCGGAACAGGGCUCAAUCAGCUCGACUUUCAGCAGCCGAGAUUGAUUCAAGCUGCGAGAACCCUUGCUUCAACCCACGAUUAUGGACUGCUCAGAAUAGGAGGAACAUUGCAGGAUUCAAUUAUUUACGACUUCAACUCUUCAAACCGCCAUUGCGACCCCUAUCCCUUUCAGCCUGAAGCGAGCUCUAGAACUGGCUUUACUCAAGAAUGCUUCUCACCACUCCGAAGAAGAGAGCUUGGAGAAUUUCUAGAUAAGGCGAAUCUCAAGCUAAUUUUUGGCCUUAACGCGCUUGAGGGAAGAUACGACGAUUUCUCAAAGCCUUGGGACUCGAAAAAGGCAAAACUCUUGCUUGAAGAAUUUGAAGAGACGAAAAUGGCCGAAAGACUUUUUGGCCUUGAACUGGGAAAUGAAAUAUAUGGGCGGUACAGUCACAAUGUCAAUAUUUCUGCAAAAUCGGCCGCAAAAGAUUUUACGAAAUUGCGUGAAAUCAUGGAUGAGACUCUCAAAAAGAAGGAAGUUAAGCUCCUUGGGUACGACACGGCCCUCGAUUUCAAAUGGCUCGUGGAGUUUUUCUCAAAUCUGACGAGUUUGUCGACUGAAUUAGACGCUUUCACCUGGCAUCAAUAUCCCCUUGGUCCCGGGGCAGAUCCGAACCUGGCAGAGAAGAUCAUGGACCCGAAGUUUUUUGGCAAGUUUUCCUCGCGACUUGACAAGCUAAAACAACAACGAUCUCUUUGGAAGAAUCACCAGAAUGUUCCACUGUGGAUGGGCGAAACUGGAGGAGCGUAUAAUAGCGGGAGAAACGAAGUGACAAACAGAUUCAUUUCUUCUUUUUGGUAUCUCGACUUGCUCGGGCUUUUUGCGGAGAAAAAGCACAAGGCUUUUUGUAGGCAAACACUGAUUGGAGGAAAUUAUGGCCUGUUGCAGAUGCUUCCAGAUAAAAAGGAGAAAGUCAAAGUCAAUCCGGAUUUCUGGGCUGGUUUUCUUUUCGCAUCGUUGAUGAAAGAAAAAGUCCUGGAAAUCUCCUGCGCCAAUGAAUUCUUCAAAUGUUUCGCAACGCAGCAGCGACAUUCUCUCACGAUUCUCCUUAUCAACUUCUCUGACCAAGAACAGAAGGAGUUUUUAUCCGACGAAAUUUAUAGUCACUUCUGUAGUCGAAAAAGCUUGAUAGUUUCAUCCUCAGCUCUUGAUUCAAAAGAUGUUUAUAUAAACGGAAAAUUGGCUCGCUUACCAGAAGAUUAUGACCAGAUUUCAACGCUUGAAGAAUAUUUUGCUUACGAAAAAAAUCAAGAAGAGAUCGAUAUGCCGCCUCAUAGCUAUGGAUUUUUUGUCUUACAAGGCCACAAAUAA